AUGGUGAUGUCCCAGGGCACCUACACCUUCCUCACCUGCUUCGCCGGCUUCUGGCUCAUCUGGGGCCUCAUCGUGCUGCUGUGCUGCUUCUGCAGCUACCUGCGGCGGCGCAUGAAGCGGCAGCAGGAGGAGCGCCUGCGGGAGCAGAGCCUGCGCACGCUGGAGCUGGAGCCCCUGCACUACGAGGGCUACGCCGGCAGCCCCCCCGGCAUCGCCAUCCCCCACCGGCUCCGCAUCGAGCCCCACCACCACCCCCACAUCCCCCCCCCGCGGCCCUGGAGCUGCCGGCACGGUAAGAAGCGGGGCCUCUCCGGCCGCGAUGCCGCUGCAGCCGGCGCGGGAGCCCUCUGCGCUGCGCGGCGCCGCGAGCGCGCGGUGCCACCAGCCCCGGGUGGCACCAGCCCCAGUGAGUCGGACCUGUCGAAGCCGCCGUGCUACGAGGAGGCGCUGCUGAUGGCGGAGCCGCCGCCGCCCUACAGCGAGGUGCUCAUGGACACGCGGGGGCUCUACCGCAAGAUCAACGCCCCCUUCCUGAGCCACGAGCGGCUGGAGAAGCAGGAGCAGCCGCCGAGCUACAAGCCGCUCUUCCUGGACACGGGCUACGGCUCGGCCCUGCACCUGCCGCGCGCCGCCAGCCCCGGGCCCGCCUGCCCGGACCUCUACCUGCAGGCCGAGUGCUCGCCGCGCAUGUUCCCCAGCUGGACGGACUCGGAGCUCAGCAGCAGGGACACGUACGAGCCGGGGCCCUGGCACCUCCCGGUCUCCAUGCCGCUCUUCGGCAGGACUACGGCCGUGUAGCCCGGC
Molecule: messenger RNA, 804 nt
Organism: Nothoprocta perdicaria
Lineage: Eukaryota; Metazoa; Chordata; Aves; Tinamiformes; Tinamidae
Gene: PRR7
Product: proline rich 7, synaptic
Exons: 2
Coding region: 1-798 (265 amino acids)
Source: RefSeq, a predicted model, not a curated record